Messenger RNA from Bactrocera latifrons, 3155 nucleotides. RefSeq names its product zinc transporter foi (gene foi). Gene Ontology annotation, biological process: zinc ion import across plasma membrane; intracellular zinc ion homeostasis. Gene Ontology annotation, cellular component: membrane. The coding region runs from base 843 to 3155 and encodes 770 amino acids. The transcript is spliced from 8 exons. The record is from RefSeq and is a predicted model, not a curated record. Gene Ontology annotation, molecular function: zinc ion transmembrane transporter activity; calcium ion binding. NCBI's taxonomy places the organism in Eukaryota, Metazoa, Arthropoda, Insecta, Diptera, Tephritidae.
AUUAUAUUAAACAAACAAAUGGUAGAUCUCUGGUUUAUGCAAUAGGCAACUCUAUUGGGAAAGUGGACCCUGUAGUGUGCAGAAUAGUGGCAAAAUAUUUAAUCUGCAAGUUUAGUAAUAAUAAUCCGGUUCAUAUGUAAACUUCAAUUUCUUCUAUUGUUGGUUGAAUAUUGCGCGUACGGUGAGCCAAAAUUAACCGGCGCGAUACUAAACCCAACCCAAAUCUAUAAAAGGAGUGCACGGCGCAUCGUGUUCAGAAAAGCGGACGCCAAAUCAGAUUAGCCUAAAGUAAUAAGCACAAAGUGAAUACUAUGUGUAACAAGUUUUUCUUCCAAGUUUAUUUGUCAAGCAGCAUUAAUUGUUAUAAAAACCAAAGGGCAGGUGUUUCUGCGUUUCCACUGUCAAGUAUUCGACAAGGAUCCUUGUAUCUGUAAAAAAUCUGAACCAGCUUCGAUUUGGGAAUAGUUACAAUUGAUACGUGGUAUUACUGACUAGUGAUCAAAGAUAACAACAAGUGGCCAUGCGCGUCGAAAUGCGGCAAACUCGGCUUUAAACAAUUUAAAUUUAAGUUAAAUUCGAAUUAUAAAAGCAUACCUACUACAUACAUAUAUAAUCUCCCACAUACAAACAAACACACACCAAUAUAUGAAAAGUGAAGGCCGUGAGUGUGUGUGCCGGCGUGAGUGUGUGUUUUAUGGUGCAAAAAUACAAAAAGUGUAGUUACAUCUGUGCUGCGCGCAGACGUGUUUCACACAGCGCUUGUGAAACGUAUUCCCUGAAAUAUUUAAUUUUGCAAUAAUAAAUUAUCAAACACAUUAGCAGCGGCGAAGCGAAGCAACACGAUGGCACGCCACAUAAUGGCCGUUUGCGUUGUGUGCCUACUGUGCGCCGAUCGUAUACCCUGCCAAGAGCAUGUCAUAAAAGAUUAUGUGGCGAAUGCUGCCGCAUAUCCGCCGCCACAUUUCGAAUAUCAACAGUUAAAUGCGCGCGUGCACGAGCGACGUGACGCUUUACGCUUCGGCGUGGACCCGUUGACUGCCAACACACACAAACGUACAGUUAACGAUGUUGCUGAUGAUGCUGAUGAACUUGACAUUGAAACAAGAACAACAACGAGCCACAUAUAUAGUAAUAAACCACAUCGAAGAAAACGCCAUGCUGGACAUGCGCACGGUGAGGAGUCGACGACGACCACCAGCGCCUUGCAUCAGCCAGAGAUCACAGCGGAAUUCCUGCAGCGUAUAUUUGUCGAGUAUGGACAUAAGGCUGAUGGCACAUUGACGGUGGACGAGUUUCAGCACAUACUGAAAAAGCUCGGCUUGAAUCAGCUGAUAGAAGGCGAAAGUGGUGCAAAACAACAACAAAAGCAGCAGCAAGAGCGUUUGCAGCAUCCUGCGGCGGAAGCGUCCAGUAAUGGCACUUGUGUUAGCGAUGCCGCACUAGUCUACCAUGUCCAGCCACAUAAACUAAUUGAACACACACACCCGCAUAUCGAACGCGCCGUACAUUGCAAUGAAUCCGAUGCAACGGAUUGUGCACAAGCGCACCAGCAUCAACCAAAGUUUAAAGUGUUACAUGAACACACGGCAAAUUAUACGAUUAGCAAAGAGGAUAUGCUGCAUUUGUGUCCGGUAUUGUUGUACCAAAUGGCUUCACCACUGGCUGGUGAUCGUGCCGGUUGUAUAGAUCCCUCGAUACUGGAGCAUGUUGAGGCAAACGAAGCGGGUGAAUAUGCCGCAAAGGAGGAUAUGGUUUAUGUCUGGGUAUACGCAUUUAUUUCCGUGUUCGCAUGUGGCAUUUUGGGACUUGUCGGCGUAGCAAUCAUACCCUUUAUGGAUUCGCGAUAUUACAAGUACAUUAUACAAUAUUUGGUGGCACUGGCUGUUGGCACCAUGACUGGUGAUGCUUUGUUGCAUUUACUGCCACAUUCUUUAGCUGGACAGAGCGAGCAAAAUAUGAUACUUAAAGGUCUCGGCUGCAUGAGCGGCAUUGUUUUCUUCUAUAUGACCGAGCAUGGCCUGACAAUGAUCUCGGAGUGGCGCAAACGUAUAGCCAAAAGCGAUACGACACAGCAAUCGCGCGCCAAAGUCGUACGUGAUCCCGACUCUUCGGUUAACAACUCGGUUGCUGGCGAUAAGCUUUGCAAAUCCAAGUACAGUUCAUAUCCUUAUUGCUACGAUGAGAUCGCUAUGGAUACAAAGAACGAUAUGCAUUUGCCAGGCUCAAAGCUGAAUAAUAUAUCUGAUUUGUCGGGCGAACUGAUGGGCGUUAGUAAUAAUGUGGAGCGUAAGCGUAAUGGCAAAGCAGAUGCCGAAGACAACGAUGCGGUUGCCCAAUCCUUAAUACCUGUAUGGCAUCACAAUCAUCAAGAUCAUCAGCAUGCACAGCCACAGCACCAACACAUACACUUGCCCGACAGCAAUACGAUUUCAACCGAUUUAGAUGGCAAUUCGAUGGGUGGUGGUGGUGGUGGUGGUGCUGGUGAUGGGCACAGUCACGCUUUGGUCUACAAUCCGACGGUGGCCACCAAUGGCAACGCUAAAGAACAUUCGUUAGUCAGCAAUUCCGUUCCAACUGUGAUAUUACGUGAGCACGAGUCAUCGCAUCACGGGCAUAGUCAUAAGCACGGACACGUACACUCGCCACCGGAAUCGUUAAGUGCUGUUGUCUGGAUGAUUAUCAUGGGUGAUGGCUUGCAUAACUUCACCGACGGCAUGGCAAUAGGCGCUGCUUUCGCUGAAAACAUUGCCGGCGGCUUCUCCACAUCGCUAGCGGUAUUUUGCCACGAACUGCCACACGAACUGGGCGAUUUCGCAAUACUCAUCAAAGCGGGCAUGUCCAUCAAAACAGCAGUGUAUUACAAUUUAUUGACGAGCGUGCUCAGCUUUUUAGGCAUGAUAAUCGGUAUUAUUUUUGGACAAUCACCAAAUGUAGCGCAAUGGAUGUUCGCUGUAGCCGCCGGGCUCUUCAUCUACAUAGCGCUUGUCGAUAUGAUGCCGGAAUUGUCGUCGGCACACAAGACAGUGGAGCAAUUCUUAUUGCAAAUACUUGGCAUGUGCACUGGUGUUGCCAUAAUGCUGCUAAUUGCAUUAUACGAGGGUGAUCUCCUAAGCGUAUUCUCUUCGACAUCAACGACAGCCACACACCAACAUUAG